UUGAAAAAGGGGUGUGGAAAGAGCAGAAAGAGAGUGGGGCCAUAUAAAGAGCAACAGCACACAAGCCGGGCUUUAUCCUGCCUGACUGUCCCGCUCACUUAGACCUCACAGGAAACUCCCGACUCCCCCGGCCCUCACACACUCACUCAUUAUCACUCACCACGCUUUUUACUCACACACUCCCACCGGCUGACCAGAGAGAGGAUGGCUGCGUCCAUGUGGAGGAUGAAUGGCCCCUGGAGAAGGAUGGCUGGAGUUCUGUUGCUCUGCGCUCUGAUGCUCAGCAAUGAGGUGAUAUGUCAAGAUGCUCCAACAACAGAUACACCUGCUCUAGCUGCAGACACUGACAUGGCAAAUGGCACUGCUGAUGAAGGUGCUACUCCAACUGUUGCUGUCGGUGGAGAAUCUGCUGCUUCUGCUGCUCCUCAAAAUAGUACACUGGUUGCAUUCCAAGCAACCAUUGUAAGCAUUGCACUUGGUAACAGCCAGGAUGGAGACACCUCGGGCACCACAGGCACCACUGCUGACCCCAUUGUCGAAGCCAGCAUGGUCCCAGAUGUCUCCAACAUUGUUAGAACAGUGGUGCCCAAUGUGAUGUGUGUUGGAAAGGAGGACAUCCCAGAAAAUAAUGCUGUCAAGGCUGCGUUGGCAACAGCUGAUUGUCAAAAAACUAAAGACAUUAUUCAGCAGAACCCUGCAAGUUGGUGCCACAAAGAAAACUGUAAUCUAAAAAUCUUCCAAGACGGCAACACAGCGCUGGUGGCCAGUGAUGAUGCUAACUUGGCUACUUUGGCUGACGCACUCAAGAGUGAACAUCUGAAAGACAAGCUGGGUGUGACAAAGACCGAAACCCCGCCUUCAUCAGGUUCCUCUGUCUUUGUGGGAAUACUCGUCACUGGUCUGCUUGCUGCCCUUGCAAUCCCUCUUGGUUACCUCAAAUGCCAACGCAGGACGGACACCAAGGGAGUGAGGCUGGCAGAGGAGGCCCAUCCAGCAGAUCAGGAGAACCAGGGGAACACUCUUGUAUCUGUGGCCCCCCUCAUCCCCCCUCCGGAAACCACGGAGAAACCCAGCAUAAAUGGAGACUCCCCGGAGGCAGACAAGACCCAGCCUCCUCCUCCCAUCAACGGCCACUCCACCACCAAGACAGCGGACACCGAGAUGUGAAAUAGUCUACAAAUAAUUGUAACCCAAGAACGACCCUGAAAAACACACACCACCCCCCCUUCCACACACACAGACACACACACACAAACACAAACACACACACACGCCAUUUCUGAAUCCUUUCUUGCCCAACCACAGUGAGUCCACUUGAAUGUGGACAUCAGGGACUAGAACAAUUUCCUACAUCAACGCUCCUUUUUUUUAUGGUCCCCUUGCCUCCCUCUCUUUUGGCCUUUUAUGUGCCUCAAUAAACAUCAGGAAAGCUAGUCUGACGAUGAUGACGGUGAUGAAUGAGGUUGAUAAUGACGAAGGUUCAGUCCCUGGGAUGUUGACGGCAGUCAGGCUGGAGACAAGAGACAGGAGAUGGGCAGUUCAGGGUGGGAAGAAAGUGUAGUUGAGCAUUAGUCAGCACUGGUUCCCAUGAUGCACCCAGCCUCUGGAGUCCCAGCCAUGUGCUGUCAACACAAAGCAGGGCCUCUGCAUGUCGUCAAGUCUAAAGCUUCGACCAACCCUCAACUAGUAAAUACAACACAAGCACAUCAAUGACAUUGUUCCUUAGUUUAUUGUAUAGCCAGGACAGAUGGAGAGGAAAUAAAUCACACUGCCUUGAAAUCUGUUUACAAACUCAGAGGAAAAAUGCAUUGGUCUCUGAUCUUGUUUGUCUGAUUGAGUCAUUGAUUGUGGAGGUGUGAGAAUGCAUGUGCUGCUUUCGUAACCUUGCAUACGUGUGUUAGUGUUUACUUGCUGACUGUUUUUAUAGCCGUAAAUGCAUCUGAGCUUCCCUUGCUUACUGUAUCAGGGUUCCUCCGCGUUAGCUGGGAAUAAACUACAAGACGAUCAACCAUAAAUCCUCAAGACAGACAGCAUUUCCAUCUGAAAGGGCAAAGUUCUGUUCAGGAUCAUAUUAAUUCAAAUGGUAGUUUUUGGACAAGAGUAUUUUUGGUAAUGUUGUUGAUAUGCAGUGAACACCCGCAAGUCAUAACACAUGCAGGUUGAAUGACGUUACAUAACGUAUUUUUCUUCCCAACUCGUUUGAACAAUUAAAUAAUGUUAAAUUGGUGAGCACGUUGGUUUAAGGUUUGUUAUUCAACAAUGGUUUCAAAUGUGUUUCAGGCAUUGCUGAGAGAGUUACAUAAUAACCAAUGGUAAGCCGAGCUCAAAACAAUGAAUGGAAGCAACACAGGCUAAAUGCUGGCAAACAGUACUUUUUUACUUUGCUUGAAUCUUCUCUUCAAACGCAAUGCUACAUUGUGAAUGUAAAAUGGACCGUGACAUGACAACUUUUGCGGCGGUAGCUUACAGUGGGUGUGAUGAGCCUCGUUAAAGGCUCCACUUAAUGUGACAUUAGCCAUGAAAAGUGUAACCAUUUUGUAAAAGUGAUGGCUCACCGAGAUUCCCAUGGUGAGAAGAAAGAAGUAUUGAAGUUUAAAUCACAUUAUUUUCUUGAAGAAGGUUUGCCGCAAGGACUUCUCCCAUCCGUCACAAACUGUGGUGAAAUCAAUCACAAAGCCAACCGGCCUCUUUACAUCAUGAGACUCAUGAGAGAUGCAGAGCCUCUUCCUGUCCACUCCGCCCAUCCAUUUGUCUGUGUUAUUCUCUUUUCAAUAUACUGUGUAUGCUCUUUUUUACUAUCAGUAUCCUGUGUGUAUAGUAUGAUAACUUUUUUGUCUUGUUAAUGUUUUGUGAACACGUUUCUUUUGUGUGCCAAAGAACUUCAUUUCAAGUUAUGUUGUGCUAAAAUGUGUACUUCUUUGAUCCAGGCCAUAUAAAUAAAUAUGUCCACGGGCUGUUAGAAGGAAUCAUCUAGUUUACAAAAUCGGUUUGUUUGUCCUGUAAAUGCAAUGUUUACUGACGAUCCGGAGAUCAAAUACAAAAGGAAACCACAAUAGUUUGAACUGGAACAAGGAAAACUAUUCUGAUAGAUAAUUUGAACAUCUUGCAUCUCGCAUUCUCCUUUCAAUCCAUUUUGUAUGUUUUCAUUGCUAACAUUCCAAUGUGACUAUUUCAUUUUACUAGCACCCUGUAGUUUAAAUUUGAUUAAAACAUGAAGAGAAUAAACAGCGAAAGAUGAA
Molecule: messenger RNA, 3239 nt
Organism: Cyclopterus lumpus (lumpfish)
Lineage: Eukaryota; Metazoa; Chordata; Actinopteri; Perciformes; Cyclopteridae
Gene: cd34
Exons: 8
Coding region: 205-1167 (320 amino acids)
Biological process (GO): cell adhesion
Cellular component (GO): membrane
Source: RefSeq, a predicted model, not a curated record